Messenger RNA from Oryza sativa Japonica Group (Japanese rice), 2065 nucleotides. Its product is annotated as obtusifoliol 14-alpha demethylase. Gene Ontology annotation, molecular function: oxidoreductase activity, acting on paired donors, with incorporation or reduction of molecular oxygen; heme binding; iron ion binding. NCBI's taxonomy places the organism in Eukaryota, Viridiplantae, Streptophyta, Magnoliopsida, Poales, Poaceae. The record is from RefSeq and is a predicted model, not a curated record.
CUCUCUCUGUAGUUAAUUUCAUUCCGUAGCGUAGCAUAGACUAAAGCAGAGGCAGCAGAGGCUCCAGCCGGGUUGUGAUCAUGGAUCAGUACAUGUUCUCCGCCCCACGGCCCUAUAUAUUUAUAUUGAAUGAAAUCCGUCUCCGUAGUUAAUUUUGUUUCUUAGAGCGUAGUAUAGACUAAAGCAGAGGCUCCAGCUGGGUUGUGAUCAUGGAUCACAUAUUCUCCACCAACGCAUGGCUCACCAUAGCCCUCGUCUUCAUCAUUACACUAGCUGCGAAGGUGGUAAGAUCAUCAGUAACUCUCCCUGCAGAGAAGACGAGCAAGCCGCGGCCUCCGCCGGAGGCGAAAGGUGCUCCUCUGGUUGGGAUAAUUCCAGCCGUGCUGCGCAGGGGCCUGCAGGCCGUGAUCCGCGAGCAGCACAGGGCGCUGGGCAGCGUGUUUACGCUCAGGUCACUUGGGCUUGCGGUGACGUUCCUCGUCGGGCCGGAGUGCUCCGACCACUUCUUCCACGCGCCAGAGUUGGAGAUAGCUAUCGAUGGCUUGUACGAGGUCACCGUGCCCAUCUUUGGCAAAGAAGUUGGCUACGACAUCGACUUGGACACAAGGAACGAGCAGCAUCGCUUCUUCGCCAAGAUGCUGAGGCCUGCCAAACUGAGGGGCCAUGUUCUUCCCAUGGUCUGUGAGAUCGAGGAAUAUUUUGGGAAAUGGGGAGAGUGUGGCGUGGUUGAUCUGAUGCAAGAGGUGGAUCACGUGCUGAUGCUGAUCGCGAGCCGGUGCCUGCUCGGGAAGGAGGUCCGGGAGAACAUGUUCGACGAGGUUGCCUCACUGUUUCACGAGCUCAUGGGAGGUAUGCACCUGAUCAGCAUGUUCUUCCCUUACCUCCCGACGCCGGGGCACCGCCGGCGUGACAAGGCACGCGCGAAGCUCGGGGAGAUAUUCUCCCAGAUCGUCAAGACGCGCAAGAUGUCUGGACGUGUUGAGGACGACAUGCUGCAGGACCUGAUAGACUCGACGUACGGGGACGGCCGUGCCACGACGGACACGGAGGUCACCGGGCUGCUAGUGGCGCUGCUCUUCGCCGGCCACCACACGAGCUCCACGGUCGCCGUCUGGACGGCACUGCGCCUGCUCACCCACCCCGAGCACCUGCGCGCCGUCAGGGCGGAGCAGGAGCGGCUCGUGGCGGCGGCGGAGCAGCAGCGCAGCCACCAUGGCGGCGGCGGCGGCGGUGGCAUCGACUACGGGGUGCUGCUGCAGAUGGACGUCCUGCACCGCUGCAUCAAGGAGGCGUUGAGGCUCCACCCGGUCACGCCGAUGAUCCUCCGGCGCGCGCGCCGGGGCUUCACCGUGCGCGACAAGGAAGGCGGCGAGUACAGCGUCCCUGCCGGGCGGUUGCUGGCGAGCCCCCUGGUGGUCAACACCCUCCUCCCGAACAUCUACAAGGACCCUCACGUGUUCGACCCGGACCGGUUCGCCGCCGGGAGGGCGGAGGACAAGGCCGUUGCCGGCGCCCGUGAUCUUGCCUACUUGUCGUUCGGCGCCGGGAAGCAUGCAUGCAUGGGCGAGGGCUACGCCUACCAGCAGAUAAAAGUGAUUUUGAGCCACCUGGUGAGCAAUUUCGAGCUCAAAUUAGAAUCACCUUUCCCCGAAACUGAGGACAUGCUUUCCAUGAGGCCCAAAGGUAAAGCAAUUGUCAGCUAUAAGAGACGGACGCUUUCCUGAAAUAUGCAGGAACGUUGAAGAAUGUGGGCAGGUUAUUGAUAGGAACACAUAAAUCCAUACGAAAUUAAAUGCCUAAAUCAAAAGUUAAAAUAUAAAUUAUUUGUCUUUAAAGAUAUUUCGAGAUUGGGAAUGUUAGAAUUUUAAUUUUUAUGGCUUUAAAAUAAAUGCGCUGUUGUCCUGUAUAUUGUACGGUGGAUGUAAUUUAAUUUAGUCAUUCCUCUUGCAAUUCGCUCAAAUAAUUUACGCAGUUUGAUAAAGUACAAGUGUGAUGUUUAUCGCGCUAUGUCAGGCCUGCAGAGAGGAAAUGUAUGGAAUUAUCGAAAUGAGUCGGACCAAACCAA